This is a messenger RNA of Papilio xuthus (Asian swallowtail), 2820 nucleotides long. It is a transcript of the gene Snoo, whose product is annotated as Sno oncogene. Gene Ontology annotation, molecular function: RNA polymerase II cis-regulatory region sequence-specific DNA binding; SMAD binding; DNA-binding transcription factor activity, RNA polymerase II-specific. The record is from RefSeq and is a predicted model, not a curated record. Gene Ontology annotation, biological process: negative regulation of BMP signaling pathway. The transcript is spliced from 2 exons. Lineage: Eukaryota; Metazoa; Arthropoda; Insecta; Lepidoptera; Papilionidae. Gene Ontology annotation, cellular component: cytoplasm; transcription regulator complex; nucleus. Bases 388 to 1701 code for a protein of 437 amino acids.
CAUCCGUCUGCUGCUUCGACUGCGGCCAGUCGCCAGUCGCCGGUCGCCGGACUCCACGCCCUCGGCUCAGCCGCGAGCUCGUUACGGCUCGCUAUUUACAAGGCUACGCUGCGGCAUUUUUCCUAUCGGAUUUCUUCGACGGAUCGAGAAGUGAAGUGUGCGCCGCAUUGAUUCGGAAUAGGAUCGGGCGACAGUUAUGUGAGAUUCGGUUCGCGUAUUUUUGCACGGUCGGGCGACGGGGCGGGGACGCCGCGGCCGGGCCGUCGCGACGGUCGGGUCGCGCGUCGCGCGGCGGCGGCAGACAUGUUCGCGCCGCGGGCGGAGCGAGUCGCGCGGGCCGGCGCCCGCUAGGGCGCGGGAGAUGCGCGCGAGCGGCCACGAGCGAGCAUGGAUGUAGUGACGCCGCACAUCAGCUCCGUGCUGAAGACGUACCAGGCGAGCGCGCCGCGCAGCCUGCAGGGCCCGGGGCGAGGCCGCGCCGGGACGCCCACCGCGCCCGCGCGUGCCCCGCCGCCGGCCCCGGUGCCCCGCGCGCCCGCCGCGCCGCCCUUGCUGCUCGCCCCCGACCCGGUGGUGGGCGAGCGCGGCGAGACGCUGCUGGAGGGCGAGCCCAUCUCGUGCUUCAGCGUGGGCGGCGAGCGGCGGCUGUGCCUGCCGCAGAUCCUGACCUCGGUGUUGACGGACUUCAGCCUUGAGCAGAUCAACCGCGUGUGCGACGAGCUGCAGAUUUACUGCUCGCGCUGCACGAGCGAGCAGUUGCACGAGUUGAAGGCAACGGGUGUGCUGCCGCGCUCGGCGCCCUCGUGCGGCCUUAUCACACAGACGGACGCGGAGCGGCUGUGCGCUGCGCUGCUGCACGCGCCGGCCGCCGCGCGCCCUCACAAGUUGCCCGGCUUCCGCGUCUACCACGAGUGCUUCGGUGGUGCGCGGGGCGUGUGCGCGCCCGCCCUGGGCCUGGUGCAGUGCGCCGAGUGCCGCGCGCUGUACGGGCCGCGCCGCUUCGUGUGCCAUUCGCACGCCACCGAGCACCGUACCUGCCACUGGGGCUUCGACUCGGCGCGCUGGCGGCGCUUCCUGCUGGUGGCGGACGAGGAGGCGGAGCAGGAGAAGUGCGGCGCCUUGCUGGACGACAUGGCGGCGCGCGACCGCGACACAGCGCACACGCACGCACCGCUCAAAAGAAAACAGGUGGUGGAGACGGUGGUGUGCAAGCCGGAGCCGCCGGACUCACCGCCAAAGAAGGCGCGCGGCGAGGACUACGGCUACGCGCUGUACCUGGACCCAUACGCCCACCUACCCUACCGCGCCGCGCCCGCCUUCCGGCCCUGGGGCAAGGCGGAGCCCACGCUGCUGCACCCCGAGCGCGUCGUACGGCUGGCGGACUGCGCGCGCUUCGAGCGCGACUUCCAGCCCAACGUCGCGCUCAAGCCGCUGACACCGCCCGUCGAUGACGUGACAUCGUCCACGUCGCCGCCGCCGCACGGCGAGGGCGAGCUGACGGCUCGGUUGCUGGACGCCGAGGCGCGGCUGGCGGAGCGAGCGCGACGCCUGGAGGAGCGCGAGGCGGCGGUGGCGCGGCGCGAGGCCCGCCUCGACCAGCGGGAGCGGGAGCUGGACCGGCGGGAGCGCGCCGCCGACACAUCGCACAGCGAGGACAAGCAGCCGGAGCGGGGGGACUCGGAGUCGCGGGAGACGUGUUGACCCGCGCGAGUGAUCACGCGCCUCGCGACGGACGCUCAGUGAAGUCGAUAGCGACGACGCAGUACAAAACAUUGAGGUGCUGAAUGAUUUGUAAAAUGAUUAAGAAAUUUAAUUUCGUUCGGAAACGUCAUGUGUAUGAGACUCUAAUAUUGUUUUUUGUCCAAUUUACAGCAUAUUUAUUGAUGCUUACUGUUGUAAACGAUUUGUAACAUUGAUGGUGCGCGGUGCGGUGCGGCGAGGUAGCCGCCAGCCGCGCGCCGGCCGCAGCGGGCACUGUGUAUCGUAUAGACUACAUGAUAAUGCUGAAGUUGUAAGACAGACGAAUACAGUUGUACAUAUGUUCAUAUCAAGUACAGUUUUGUGAGAUCACUUGUUUAUUUUCUACGUAAUAGCCGAGUUAUUUUUCUUGUAGACUCUUCGAUGUGUGCCAUUCUGAGGGCACAGCCGUUGCCUCUCCGUGUAACCUCACUCUGUGCUUUUUAUAACCAAUAAUUAAUAAAAUACUCAACUUUAAUAAUAUAGUGAAAUAGUUGAUAAAGCCUAAAACGGUAAGCAUAAUUUAUACAGGGUUAUUCUUAAGUUUUUUUUUACACAACCGAUGUAUUAAGCAGGUUCUUUUUAUACUUACUCCCUUUUUAUACCUGUCAUGGUUCGACAUUUUAUUUAUUGAACUCAUAUAACAUAUAUAAUGUAAUACUGAUAACAUAUCAGACGUUUUUAUAUAACACAAGUACUGAUGAGACAGACAUUUUGCAAUUUUAUAUGUUUAUUAAUUCUUUACAAAUAACUCUGUAUAAACGUCAUAAACCAAAUAUUUAACAUAACAUUACUUGCAUAAUUCCCGUACAAAAAAAAAUCUGAGAUAUAUUCUCAGUUUUGACGUAGUUUAGUUUCUUGUUAACCCUACUUUUACUAAUUUACCUAAUUCACAAAAUAUAAAAUAGAAAAAAAAAUUAUUCUUGGAAAAAUUUCAUACGUAACUCUCUGUUAUUAUUGUUUCCUGAAGAUCACGUCAAUUCUAAGACAGGGAUACAAAAGCUUAGCUAUCUACAGGGUGUCCCAAAAGGUUACAUACAUAGGAAGGGGGAUGAUAGGGGUGGUCACAAGGGUUACCAGAAA